AUGUCUUCGCCUAUAAUAUCUAUCGAUGAUAAUGACUUUAAUAUCACUAAUGAUGAUACUAUAGAUGUUACUAUAGAUGCAACCAGUCCUUUAUUACCAUCCACUUUUAAUAGUAAUACAAAACUUUCAUCAACAUAUCGUUGGGUGAUCUUAUUAGGUUUUUCUUUGCUUACAUUUGCUUCGGCAUGUUUAUGGAUAACAUUCGCACCAUGUUUAUACAUUUUCAUGUCUUAUUUUUCUCAAACACCUUCGGGUAUAAACUCUUUAUCUUCAAUUUACAUGAUAACGUACCCAAUUUUAUUGAUUCCUUCUAUAAAAUUGUUUAAUAAGUAUGGAAUAAAAUUUGGUGUAAUCUUUGGACAGACUAUAGCAGCGAUUGCACAACUUUUUAUGUUAGGUAUACCUCCAAAAUUAGCGAAUAUUUGGUUUUCAGAAUUUGGUGAACAGAAUUUUGCAACUUCUGUUGGUAUUACGGCUAAUAGUGCUGGAGCUGCUGCUGGAUUUUUAUUAUCUCCGUGGAUGAUUAAAGAAAAGACGGCAAAUCGCGAUAUACCAAAUUACCUUUUGCAACAAUUUGUUUUUUGUGUAGCGAUUUAUUUGUUUUUGAUAUUUACUUUUAAGUCUUCACCGUAUACACACAGCAAUAAGAGAGCCGAGUCAUUAUCAAUAACUAAGCUAUCCAAUUCUAAUAUCAGCUACUAUUUGAGUGAUAAAUUGUUCAUGUUAUUAACAACAUCUUACGGGGUUGUCACCGGUGGUCUAUAUGCUUUAAGCACUUUAUUGUCUCAAAUGAUAUUACCUGUAUUUAAGCAAUUUGACGAGCAAUUGGAAUAUAUCUUGAUCGCACGUUGGCUUUUAAAUCAUCGUGUCGGUGGUUGUAUGUCGGGGUCAUUAUUUCUUUAG
Molecule: messenger RNA, 903 nt
Organism: Cetraspora pellucida
Lineage: Eukaryota; Fungi; Glomeromycota; Glomeromycetes; Diversisporales; Gigasporaceae
Source: the annotation of a GenBank genome assembly